GGUGGCUUAACCUUUCUGAGCCUCAUCUGCAAAAUGAGAGUGAGGAGAGUAUUUACCUCAUAGAGUUGGAAUGAGGACAAAACAGGUAAUGCAUGUAGCAUAUUUAUCUCAGUGCCUGGAGCGGAGAAAGCAUUUGUAAAUGUCCGCGUUGUUAAACGCAGACUCCUGACUCAGUGGUGGCUCAUAAGAAGUCCUCGUUGGAAGACGUUUUCUUCCCUUCUCUCCAGGAAGCAUGGGCAUCACGACAGGAGGUAGGACAAUUAUUUCCCACCUGGCUUCAGUCACUCAUCUUGGACCAGUGGAUGGAGACUGUUGACAAGGCCCCUCCACCGCCCCAGGUCUCCUGCACCUCCCAACUCUGCCAAACUGCACUCUGGCCCGUUGGGUGAGCUCUGUCUUGCACUGGUUGUGAACUGUGUCUGGUCCACAUUUUUCUGCCCCAAAAGGAGCUGUGUCUUUGUAAUCCCAGAAAGGCUGUGACAGCAAUUACUCCCCAUUCCCAGGGGCCGGAUUAUUCCAGGUCAAAUCAAGGCUGCUGGUCAGGGCAGCCAUGGUUCUGGAAAGAUCCAGUCCUGUGAGCAGAGGUGACCAGCAGAGGCUCACCCAGGCACAAGCCUCAGAAAUGAGACAGGUUCUGAUGGCCUUUCUCCCCAUCCGGCAGCCAGGGCCCCCAACCAGCAUCGAUGAAGGCAGAAGCCACGGUUGCCACCAGCUCCGGUGCUGGGGGCCUCUCGUCCUGGCAAGUCCUCAGCUCAGCCCAGCCCUGGCAGGCAAAUCUAUCCCAGAACAUGACCCAGCACAGGAUCCAGCACAAGGAAUCCCAGCAGAGGACCAGCCUUCUCAAGGAGCUGGGGGCCUUCCACAUCGCCAUUGCUCUGCUGCACGUGGCCUUUGGGGGCUACCUGGCCUCUACAGUCAAGAGCCUUCACCUGGUGGUGCUGAAGUCUUGGUAUCCAUUCUGGGGGGCUGCCUCUUUUCUCAUUUCAGGGAUCUUGGCGAUAAUAAUGGAGACCUUUUCUAAAGCUUACCUGAAGGUGUUGUGCCUGAUGACAAACCUCAUAAGCCUCCUUUGUGUGCUGUCUGGCCUCUUUGUCAUUGCCAAGGAUCUCUUUCUGGAAAGCCCAUUUGAGUCCCCCAUCUGGAGAAUGUACCCCAAUUCCACGGUCCACAUCCAGAGGCUAGAGCUGGCAUUGCUCUGCUUCACUGUCCUAGAGCUCUUCCUGCCAGUGCCCACGGCUGUCACAGCCUGGAAAGCGGACCGCCCGUCUGCAAAGAACGAUGAUGACGCAUGCCUUGUUCCGAACCCACCACUGCAUCUCAAAGGCCUGCCGGUGGGGCCCCCACCAUCCUACCAGACUGUGGUUCAAGGUCACCCCGCCCAACACAAGCAACAUCAGAGGCUCGGAGAAGUUAAUCAAGUUGCCCAAGGCACAUGGAUAUUCAAUGACGGAGCUCAGACCUGGAUCCAGACUGCAAAUUGAAGAGCCACCGCCUGACGAUGCUCAAACAUGGUUAGGACACAUGCCCUGCUCUCCCGAAGUUGCGCUUUCACUGGGAAGAUGAGAUUUGAACACACAAAAGGCUAGCUUGAUGGUCUACACAGCAAAGUCAGCCCUCACAGCUCCUGGGAACCCUGUCCUCUUGGAUAAGCCAUUUCUUACACAGUUGAGCGCUCGACACAUGUGGUAGCCCGGGUUGUUUCAUUUUGUUUUUUUGAGACAGGGUCUUGCUCUAUUGCCCCGGCUGGAGUGCAAUGGCGCGACCUGGGCUCACUGCAACCUCUGCCUCCCAGGU
Sapajus apella (tufted capuchin) is the source of this 1794-nucleotide messenger RNA. RefSeq names its product membrane spanning 4-domains A10 (gene MS4A10). Lineage: Eukaryota; Metazoa; Chordata; Mammalia; Primates; Cebidae. Gene Ontology annotation, biological process: cell surface receptor signaling pathway. Gene Ontology annotation, cellular component: plasma membrane. The record is from RefSeq and is a predicted model, not a curated record.